Molecule: messenger RNA, 777 nt
Organism: Mycena indigotica
Lineage: Eukaryota; Fungi; Basidiomycota; Agaricomycetes; Agaricales; Mycenaceae
Exons: 4
Coding region: 1-777 (258 amino acids)
Source: RefSeq, a predicted model, not a curated record
AUGUCUCAGACGAUGUCUGACCUUCCCAGCGCAUAUUUAACGGCGACCGCCCCCACUAUAACCUUACUCUGCCUCUUGGCUCCUCCCCCUCAUCUUGACCCAAACCAAACACCAAAUACUACCAAUCGAAAUCAUGUUAUCUGCGAUUGGCAUCCACUCACAGCCCCGACGCCCCCUGCAAUGUCAUGUUCCAAAUCAGCGUCGUCGAUUACGUCGCUUGACAUUCCUGGAACCUGGAAGGUGUCCUACGACAGUGAGGAGACUACCUGGACUUCGUUAGUAAAAUCAUUCUACCAGUCUCAAAUGAUGCCCGCUUGGUUCUUAUCUAACCAUGUCGCAGUCGAAGAACCAAUAUCCGCUACAACGAGCUCUGUCGCCCAGCCGGUGCUUGGCAUGAAAGUCAACGGCAAUGGCCGUCCCAUUCUGGCAACUCGUCCUUCAGUCUCGAUUCCCAUACCUCCCCUCAUGGAGCCAUCACCGUGCGAGCCUUAUAUCCCGGAAUUACCUAAGGCCCUCGACUGGGACCUUGACCUUGCCAUGCCGCUCGAUUAUAGGCCCACCCGAUUCCAACCCAGUCUGCGCAUCGCUGUUCUCACCCAUCAGGCGAUACUCGCCCAAGAGAGAGCUGACGAAGCAGAAGCGCGGGCAUUUUGGAAGGCUCAGCGGAAGGCGGCGGAGGACGAGAAGUGGCGGCUCAUCGGGAUCAAGAUGGACCUCCUUGUCCCGAAACGGUUAACGAUGAUGCAAAGACUCAAGCGCAGACUUGCGCGGAUAUGA